AGGCUGAUUUGUGGGGCGAGUACGCUCGUGCAGCUAGUCCUUUAGAAGACCCAGAUGAGUGCAUUGAUGGAGAUGAUGCUGUGAUGCGUAAUAAUAAUGAUGGCAGACUGAUAAUAGACCAUUCACUGGGAAAGUUCCCAGUUAUUGUGAAUGAAGUCUACACAGUUCUAAAACGAGAAAAUAUCCCAAACUUUAAAAUUGUAACGCGACCGUGGAAAAGUUACGACACUUAUAUACGAGUUGAUCAUGCAAAACAAGAUGGUGAUUAG
Molecule: messenger RNA, 269 nt
Organism: Didymodactylos carnosus
Lineage: Eukaryota; Metazoa; Rotifera; Eurotatoria; Philodinida; Philodinidae
Source: the annotation of a GenBank genome assembly